This is a messenger RNA of Lodderomyces parapsilosis, 705 nucleotides long. RefSeq names its product MIND complex subunit. Gene Ontology annotation, cellular component: kinetochore. Bases 1 to 705 code for a protein of 234 amino acids. The record is from RefSeq and is a predicted model, not a curated record. The transcript has a single exon. Lineage: Eukaryota; Fungi; Ascomycota; Pichiomycetes; Serinales; Debaryomycetaceae. Gene Ontology annotation, biological process: mitotic sister chromatid segregation.
AUGUCGACACUGACGUUGGAUAUUCAAAAUGAUUAUGAAAAGAUCGCCAUUACUAGAAAAGAAUUGAAAACCCUAUACAAUAAUAUCUUAAAGUCCAUGGUUUUAAAACUCAACUUACAUCUACCUACCACACACAAUGAUCCAAUAAAAAAUGAAGUAUAUCUGAAAGUGGAAACCUGUCUACUAAAUUCAUUUCAAAACCUUUUAUGCUCUCUUUUGGUGGAUGGCGAGGAUCGAAGGAACGAGCCUAUACGAGAGCUUUUACUGGUGAAUGACAAGGAUGAUGAAGUGGAGCCCUUUGAUGUUGAAUUGGACAACGAGCUACGAACAAUAUUGACUGAAUACGAUGAUGUAACUGUUGAGCUCAGUGAACUAAAGCGCUCAUUACUGAAAGGGAUCUCGGAGAAAUAUCAAAACUCAGUUGUUCGUAUUGACGAUGAGGUGACACGAAUAAUUCGAUUAAUUGAUGAAAACGUUGGGCAACGUGAAAAGGAAGGUGUAAUUGAUGAUGCUUUGGCAAAGUUGGGUGACGUGGAUAUCGAUCGAAUGAACGAGGAGUAUUUCAAGUAUUUGCAAACAGUCAAUCAGCUCAGUGAGGAAGUUCCACUUUUGAGAAGAGAUGUUGGUGCAUACUCCAAGCUGGUAGAUUUCUUGAAAGAGAGGGAGAUGAAGCUUCAAAGUGAUGGGCAGAACCGACAUAGAUGA